Rosa rugosa (rugosa rose) is the source of this 2488-nucleotide messenger RNA. RefSeq names its product E3 ubiquitin-protein ligase ORTHRUS 2-like. The record is from RefSeq and is a predicted model, not a curated record. The transcript is spliced from 9 exons. Lineage: Eukaryota; Viridiplantae; Streptophyta; Magnoliopsida; Rosales; Rosaceae. Gene Ontology annotation, molecular function: ubiquitin protein ligase activity; metal ion binding. Bases 132 to 2348 code for a protein of 738 amino acids. Gene Ontology annotation, biological process: protein ubiquitination; negative regulation of gene expression via chromosomal CpG island methylation.
CCCACACUCUCCCCUUCUCUCUCUCUCUCUCUCUCUCUCUCUCUCUCUCUCUCACUCUUUCUCUCCGUCUUUGACUCGCAUUGUCUUCGCCCGGCGCAUUUUAGCCUCCCCCCCCUAUCUUACGCCGCCCCAUGGCGCACGUUAGCCAGCUUCCUUGCGACGGAGACGGCGUCUGCAUGCUCUGCAAAACGACGCCGUCGCACGAGGACCAGCUCACCUGCAGGACCUGCGUCACCCCGUGGCACGUCAGCUGCCUCUCGUCCCGUCCCGAAUCGCUGGCUUCCACUCUCCAGUGGGAGUGCCCAGACUGUUCCUCGCUCUCCGGCGACACGCCGGCCGUGAAAUCGGCCGUCUCCGGCGAGCUGAUCGCCGCGAUCCGGGCGAUCGAGGCCGAUGCGGCGCUGACGGAGCAGCAGAAGGCGAGUAAGCGACAGGAGCUGAUGAGCGGGAAGGCUCUGCCGGAGGAAGAAGAAGGCGCCGGCAGGAAGGGAGUAAACGACGGCGUUUUGGAUGGGAUUUUCAAUUGCUCGUUCUGUAUGCAACUACCGGAGAGACCUGUUACGACACCAUGUGGCCACAAUUUCUGCUUGAAGUGCUUCCAGAAAUGGGUUGGACAAGGGAAGCGUACUUGUGCAAAGUGCCGCCAUGCCAUUCCUUCCAAAAUGGCAAGUCAACCCCGCAUCAAUUCUUCACUUGUAGUUGCCAUACGUAUGGCUAAGAUGUCAAAAUCAUAUGUUACUGAGGGGCCUGCUAAGGUAUACCACUUUGUCCGAAACCAAGACAGACCUGACAAAGCUUUCACUACCGAGCGGGCGCAGAAAACUGGGAAAUCAAAUGCUGCAAGUGGCAAGAUAUUUGUCACAAUUCCAGCUGAUCAUUUUGGACCUAUACCUGCUGAAUAUGAUCCUGAGAGAAACCAAGGUGUGCUGGUAGGGGAAUGCUGGGAGGAUAGGCUUGAAUGUCGACAGUGGGGUGCACACUUUCCCCAUGUUGCUGGUAUAGCUGGACAGUCUAACCAUGGUGCACAGUCAGUUGUGCUUUCAGGAGGGUACCUUGAUGAUGAGGAUCAUGGAGAGUGGUUCUUAUACACAGGAAGUGGUGGAAGGGAUUUGAGUGGGAAUAAGCGAACAAACAAGGAUCAGUCAUUUGACCAGACAUUUGAGAAAUAUAACAAGGCUCUCCAAGUUAGUUGCCUGAAAGGGUAUCCUGUACGGGUGGUAAGAUCGCACAAGGAGAAGCGCUCCUCAUAUGCCCCUGAGAAAGGGUUGCGGUAUGAUGGAGUCUAUAGAAUUGAAAAAUGUUGGACAAAGGUGGGAAUCCAGGGGUUUAAGGUCUGCCGGUAUCUUUUUGUUAGAUGUGACAAUGAACCUGCACCAUGGACGAGUGAUGAACAUGGGGACCGGCCUAGACCUUUACCUCCAAUACCUGAGCUGAAGAAAGCUACAAGUAUAAUAGAGAGGAAGUCAAGUCCAUCGUGGGACUUUGAGGAGAAAGAUGGCUGCUGGAAGUGGAAAAAGUCACCACCUAUCAGUAAAAAAACCGUUCAGACAUUAGAUUCUGCUGAUCGAAAGAGGUCAAGAAAAGGAAAGAGGAAGGCAAAAAAUAUUACUGUCCGAGAGAGGCUCUUAAGAGAAUUCAGCUGCCUUGUUUGCGGGGAGGUCAUGACAUUACCAAUGACCACACCUUGUGCUCAUAACUUUUGCAAAUCCUGUUUGGAAGGCGCUUUUGCAGGAAAGAGCUUGGUGAGAGAAAGAAACAGAGGGGGAAGAACCCUUCGAACCCAAAAGAAUAUAAUGAGCUGCCCUUCUUGUCCUACUGAUAUCUCUGAUUUUCUUCAAGAUCCUCAGGUGAAUAGAGAGUUAAUGGAUGCGAUUGAGUCACUUAAGUCACAGAAUGAAGAGGAAGAGAAUGAGGAUUCAGUUGAAGAAAUGAGUGAAGAUGUGGAUAAUUCUGACAACGAAAUUAGCACUGAAAUGGUUGAAGAAGCAGGUGUGAAAGAAUGUGCUGAGGGUUCUCCAACAAACUGCAAUCCCGAAAGGAGUCCCAAACGACAGAAAGUUGAUGCUGGUGAAGGCUCACCAAAAACCAAUGAUGAGGAGGUAAAUUGCAUUCCUGUCGCCCAGACUAAUGGCAAAGGCUCACCGGAAACCGAUACUGAAGAGGUAAAUGAAACUCCUGUCGCCCAUACUAAUGGCAAGGGCUCACCGGCUCCAGUUGCAAAAUGUGGCAAGCAAGAUGCUGAUCCGGUUGGCGUUGCAGCAAAUACUAGGAGGAGGAAGGCUGAAGUAGUGGGUAAAGAUAAUGGUUCCCCAUCAAGUCCUCUGCUUGUGCAAUCUGAUUUUGAAUGAUGGAAUUGUAUUGCUCAAGGACUUCUGUGAACCUGAGGGCCUUUUGGUACAUGAAAGUGUAAUGCAGGAAAAAUGGCUAGCCUUUAUGUGAUUGUAGUCAUUGUUUGUUUCAUUCACAAGUUAAUCAAGUUGUUUCAUCA